Xylona heveae TC161 is the source of this 5148-nucleotide messenger RNA. RefSeq names its product P-loop containing nucleoside triphosphate hydrolase protein. Bases 1 to 5148 code for a protein of 1715 amino acids. Lineage: Eukaryota; Fungi; Ascomycota; Xylonomycetes; Xylonales; Xylonaceae. The transcript has 6 exons. The record is from RefSeq and is a predicted model, not a curated record. Gene Ontology annotation, biological process: intracellular transport. Gene Ontology annotation, molecular function: nucleic acid binding; ATP binding.
AUGGAAGCAACUCACGAUGGGGACAUAACGAACGAUGCCGGUUCGGUGGGGGAUAGCGACGCAGGCGAACGCCCUGUUCGCGAAAAGUUCAAGAAGACAUCCAUUGCGUCAGGCCCCAAUCCGGAUCUGCCACCUGAAAGCUCUGCUGAAGGAGAGAAGCCUGCCUCCUCGGAACUGCGACAGGAGGAGGGAGGCGAGCGAGGAAGGUCGACGAAGAAGCGAUCAUUCGACGACCUGGAAGCGGAGGCCGCGCAAAGUGGAGAGGCUACGGCAGAAAAAGAAGAGCGCCGCACAAGAAAGAGAUCUAGGGAUAUGCAAAAUGAGGCGCCAGAUCAGGAGCGUAGCGCCUCAAAGGACCUAGAAGGUCCCGCAAUAGAUGUACCGGUUCCUAAAAGAAAGAGGAGCAGAGAGCAGUUCGACAAAGACUCGGUCAAAGCGGCGGGACAACCAGGAACUGAGGAAAAGGUUCUUGUCGAGACUAACGAGGUCGUUGAAGAGAGUCGGCCGGGAAGAGCAGCUAAUGAUGAGCCCGAGAAGAAACGACAUCGCGAUACGUCGCAAGAGCCAGAGAAGGCGAAAUCAACCGAGACAAAGGUAGGCGGGUUUUCGAAUACCUCCGCCAUUUCACCGUUCGGCGCUCUUGCCGCCAAAAAAUCACCUUCACUUGGAGGUGCUUCCAGCUCAGGAGGAAAUGUCCAGACCGACAAAGCUGAGACUUCCGCAGAAAAGUUCGCGGCUUCUGGUUUUGGUGCCCUUGCUAGUUCAGCGGCUUCUCCGUUUGGAACAUUGGCUGCAUCAUCGGGCAAGGCAAGCCCCUUCGCUACUCUGAACUCCGGCGCUGGUAAUGCUUCACAAUCAGGUACAUCUUUCGGCAGUGGUUUCGGUUCGUCUGCCUCUGGGUUUGGAAAGCUCGGAACGGGCUUUGGAUCGAGCUUUGGAGGUGGUGGACUGAAGAGCUUCGCUUCCCAUGAUGGCCCUGGCGUUAUUGGAAUAAGUGAUAAGCCCGCCAAGCCCUUUGGAGCGCCGCCAGAUGACGAGGAAGAGGAAGAAGCAGAGGCAAAUGGCAACGAUGAAGACACGCCAGGCGGCUCAGAAGAUGCCAAGGACAAGGAGGAUAAGCCUUUCCGACCGCAAGCCGUGGAAACUGGUGAGGAGGGCGAACACACCGCCUUUUCUUGCAGAUGCAAGCUUUACGCGUUUACCAACAAAGAAUGGAAAGAGAGAGGUCUCGGUGUUUUGAAGGUCAAUGUACCGCAGACUGAUGAAGAGUCUGACAAAGAAUCGCCCCCCGCACGACUCGUUAUGCGUUCGGAUUUUGUUCACAAGGUCAUCCUCAAUGUCCCAAUUAAGGAUAUGAAGCUUGGCGGAAAGGGAAAGAGCCUAACACUGUUUGAACUUCUUGAUGGGAAGCCGGUCCCAUUACAAUUGAAGGUAUGUCUUUCCGACUGCUUUUGCAAUACCUUCGGAAUUCGGCAACUAAUUCUAGGUGCCGGGAAAUGUUUCAAACCUCGUUCCUCUGCCCGACUCAAAUCUUACAGCCAUCUUGAAUCGUACAUUUCUUCAAAAGGCAUAUUUUACAGAAGGAGAACUGGCCUAAAUGCAUCUCGAGCUUUGAGUAAAUGCCACCGUAUGACCAAGCUGCGGGCGGCAACGGUCUCUAAUAAAGUCGUCAGAAAAGGGAAGCGAAAAGCCUCCGAACUGGAAAAUGGAACUCCCACCGAUCCCGCCAGUGAAAAUCCAUCGACGACAACUCAGACAGUACCUACCAAGACUCAUGAUGGUGGAAAGAAGUCCCGCCGCUCGGGGAAAUCAGCUUCAGACUCCACACCGGCGCUGGUCCGCCAAGAUUCGUCGAACUUCGUCAAUAGUAAUGUCCCAUGGCCAGAACAUUUCACAAAGCUUGGACAGAUCCACAAAGCAUUGAACCUGGUCUAUACAUUUUGUUGUACGAGAAAACACUUGGCAACAACCUUUGACAACAUCAAGUCAGCUGUCGAAAGCCACGUAAAACGACCUUUGAUAAUAGCGGACAUUGGUCAGAUCAAGGCUCUGGUCCCUAACGCGAUAAAUUUCUCCUACGUGGACGAGGCAAGCUUGGAUGUCCUUGUGGAAGGGUCUGGAACUAAAGUUCGACAAGUGGACCAUUUUGCCCCGCUGGAGACGCCAGAUGAGGGUAGUCACAAUGGUGCUAGAGAAAGGAGAGGAAGGGAAGUACUCUUCUUCGAAUUCAUUGAUGGCGAUCUCAAGCGUCAGGUCCUGCAGCCAAAAACAGGGAAGCCUGUGAAUCCAGUCAGGAAACUUCGAGAGGAGAGAUUGAAGAUGCCCGUCUACAGUCAAGCGCAGAUGAUGAAGAUGAUUGACAAGAGGAAUACCAAGUUUACCUCUGCGGUUAACGCUUUCCUCAACCAAUCUGCUGCAGAUGGGGUUGAUCCAGUAUCCCGUCUGGAAGAAGAGCUGAGUGACUAUAUUCCUGUCAUUUCAAAGGAGCGGAGCGCAACUCCUGCAAGGCAAGCCUACGCAAAACUGCCCGCUAGGAUACCAGAGGAACGAGCCUCCAUAGCAGACAUCAUUAAAGAAAUCAAGUCACUAGAGUGGUACACUGGUCAGAUAGUCCCUGAUGGGCAUCGAGUAUUUGACCCCCAACCUCCUGUUCAUGGCGAACUAGAAUUUCAAUUGUCGCAGACAUUGGUCAACGCGCUGUACAAUACUCGAGAGAUCACGCAACUCUAUUCACACCAAGCGGAAGCAAUAAACCAUCUGUAUCAUGGACGCCAUGUUAUUGUAUCCACCUCUACGAGUUCAGGGAAAUCUCUCAUCUAUCAGAUUCCAGUUUUGCACGAACUAGAGCAAGAUCUCAAUACUAGAGCAAUGUACAUCUUCCCGACAAAAGCUUUGGCUCAAGAUCAACGAAGAAGCUUGAAAGAGUUGAUGAGCCUCAUGCCUGGGUUGGAGAAUCUCGUUGUCGAGACCUUUGAUGGCGAUACACCCAUGCAAGACAGGAAUCGCAUAAGAGAUGAAGCAAGAAUCAUCUUCACCAAUCCGGACAUGUUACAUAUAACAAUUCUGCCCCAAGAAGAGUCAUGGAGAACUUUUCUCAAGAAUCUCAAAUACGUCGUUGUCGACGAGCUUCACGUAUACAACGGUCUCUUUGGGUCCCACGUUGCCUUCAUUAUGAGAAGACUUCGACGAAUAUGCGCCGCGGUUGGAAACCACCAUGUAAAAUUCAUUUCAUGUUCAGCCACGGUUGCCAAUCCGGAGGAACACAUGAAUACCAUCUUCGGCGUGGAUGACGUUGAACUAAUUGAUUUUGAUGGUUCGCCUUCUGGUCGAAAGGAAUUUCUAUGCUGGAACACUCCAUUCAAGGACCCAGCUGAUCCCUCCUCGGGCCGGGGGGAUGCCAUGGUGGAGUCCGCCAAACUAUUCUGUCAACUUAUAUUGAGAGGCGUAAGGGUCAUUGCUUUUUGUCGCGUUCGCAAACAAUGCGAAGUGCUCGUAGGCGCUGUCAAGUCCGAGCUGAGGGCACUCGAGCGACCAGAAGUCAUGGCGCGCGUGAUGGGCUACAGAGGCGGCUACACACCACAAGAUCGAAGGCAGAUCGAGAAAGAAAUGUUCGAAGGCAAACUGCUCGGCAUCAUAGCGACAAACGCCCUCGAGCUCGGUAUCGACAUUGGCUCUCUCGACGCCGUAAUUACCGUAGGGUUUCCAUACAGCAUCUCCAACCUGCGCCAGCAGAGUGGCCGAGCUGGACGACGUAACAAAGACUCCUUGUCCGUGCUGCUCGGCGACUGUUUCCCCACAGAUCAGUACUACAUGGAGAACCCAGAUGAGAUAUUCACCAAGCCCAACUGUGAACUGGGAGUCGAUCUACAAAACACGCUCGUACUCGAAGGACAUCUUCAGUGCGCUGCAUACGAGAUGCCAAUUCGCCCAGACGAGGACCAAAUCUAUUUCGGUGAAAACCUCCCUGAGCUCGCGCAGGACCGCCUGGUCAAAGACCCUCUGGGGUUUUACCACUGCCAUGAACGAUUCCGUCCACAUCCGUCGCGGUUCGUCGCCAUCCGCGACACAGAAGACGGGCACUUCGCCGUCGUCGACAUCACCAACAACCGCAACGUCGUGCUCGAAGAAGUCGAACCGUCUCGGGCCUUUUUCACCAUCUACGAAGGUGGCGUCUAUCUCCACCAAGGCCAGACAUACAUUGUCAAGGAAUUCUCCAUUGACUCGCGCCUGGCCCGCGUCGAGCGCGCCAACAUCGACUGGACCACCCAGCAACGCGACUACACCGACGUCGACCCCAUUGAGACCGAAGCCAUUCGGCGCAUCCCAGACUCCCUCUCCCGCGCCUUCUACGGCAGCAUCAAAGUCCGCAUGGUCGUCUUUGGUUUCUUCAAGGUCGACAAACGCCGCCGCAUUCUUGACGCCGUCCAGGUCGACAACCCCCCCGUCGAGAUCCUGUCCAAGGGAUUCUGGCUCGACGUGCCCUCCAAAGCACUCGAGAUUCUUGCCUCCCGUCGCCUCAAUGCCGCCGCGGCCAUUCAUGCCGCCGAACACGCCCUGCUUUCUCUCAUGCCCAAUUUCGUCAUCAGCAUGCCCGGCGACGUCCGCACAGAAUGCAAAAACGCCCUCAAGGAAUUCGCGCGCCGCGAAACCUCGCGCAAACGUCCGGCCCGACUGACCUUUUACGAUGCCAAGGGCGGCGCCGCAGGCUCAGGGAUUUCUACAAAGGCAUUCGAGUUUGUCGAUCUGCUUUUACAUCAGGCCUGUGAUCGCGUCGCGGCGUGCCAUUGCCAAGAUGGCUGCGUCGAGUGCGUUUGCUCGGAACGCUGCAAAGAGGCGAAUCUUGUCCUGAGCAAGGCUGGCGCAUCGGUCAUCUUGCGUUGUCUCUUGAAUCUCGACAUUGAUAUCGAUUCCCUGCCCUGGGGCCCCGAAGACGAACUGACACCCGCGGGAAUCGAGACGAUCAUUGCUGCAGAAGAAGUCAGACCGGCCAGAGGCACGCUGAUUCAAGUACUUGAUAUUGAGAGGAACGCAGUCGGGUCGUCGUCAAGACGGGCACAAGGGAAGUCAGUUGUCGCGGGAACCGUGGGCGGGGAUAACGGUCAUGGGGAUGACUCGGCGGUGAUUAUAAAGGACGAGCCAGAUGAUUGA